Molecule: messenger RNA, 680 nt
Organism: Fopius arisanus
Lineage: Eukaryota; Metazoa; Arthropoda; Insecta; Hymenoptera; Braconidae
Product: transmembrane protein 62
Molecular function (GO): hydrolase activity
Source: RefSeq, a predicted model, not a curated record
UUUGCAAUAACUUUUGGAGUGAUGCUAGUCCUCAAUGUUAUACCAUUAUGUAUUCUACGAUCCUGUCAUAAAUUGGUGCUGAUGAAGAAGAUGGAAAGACCGAGGUUUAAAGUCAGAUGCUUUCAUGCGUUUAUUAGAAAACUUUGGAUUACAACGACUAUCAGUUACCUCUUCUGGCCCAUAGUUUUGUACCCUCUCUAUCUUGUGUUCGGCUAAACUGACGGAAGUAUCACUGGAACUACGAUGAUUUUCAACCAACAUACACCUGGUUUCUUUCUACUUUCGUCCUGAACUUAUGCGUUCCGAUUUCAUAUUUACAAAUAAAAUGUGAAAGAUUGUUUUGUUUUCUAAAAUUUACCCCAUUAUCAGCGGGUUAUUGAAAGGAAUAUGUUUAAUAAUGAAAAUAGUAAUUUUGUUAUUAACUACAUACACUGUUCAUGUUUGUUACCUUCAUUAAUCUUCCAUGAGACUUAUACUUACGUUGAACAAUGAGGCUAAUUAGUUUUCCGUUGCUUUGUGCGAUUGUUUGGAGAGCCAAAAGAUUAUGUACCUUAUUUUUUAAAUUUUAGUGAUGAGAUUGUCUAUGAUAAUUGCUUCUUCAAGCGGCUAAGUAAUUAUUGUUGUUAAUUAGAAGUGACAAUUUGGUUUAGGAGUGUGCCAAUAAAGUCAUUGAAAAGUAA